Durio zibethinus is the source of this 2260-nucleotide messenger RNA. Its product is annotated as protein DEHYDRATION-INDUCED 19-like. Lineage: Eukaryota; Viridiplantae; Streptophyta; Magnoliopsida; Malvales; Malvaceae. The record is from RefSeq and is a predicted model, not a curated record.
CUUUAGUCUUAACCACCGCCUCAUUUCUUUGUCCCUCAAUUCAAUCGUCAUUUGUUGAAGUUUUCUCAUAUUAAGAUAUUUCUUUUUAAUUAAAAGAAAUAACUUUUUAAUCAUAAAAUCAUGCAUCAUCAAUUAUCAAUAAAACACCCAUUUAACUUUUCUCUUUUUCUCUGCUUCGACUUGAGAGCUUGUUGAUAUUGACAAAGCCAUAAAGCCAAACAAAACCCUGAAACAUAUAAUUUUUUAAGGAAAAAAAAACAUCUUCAGCAGAUAUAGAUAUAUUUCUGUUUGUUUUAAAGAUUAUAUUUUUGUUGGUGAAUAGUAAUAAUUAGUAAAUAGUUUGAAGAGAAACAUCCAAGGGCAAGGAGCCAAGCUCAUCCUUUGGUCUUUCAAUGGAUUCCAAUUUCUGGACAUCUCGUCUUGCAGCUGCCAAACGCCAAUAUAAUUUGCAGCACCAUCAUCAGAGCUCUCAUUUGGAUCGUUUGAGCAUCGAUGAUUUUGAGGUCGAGGACGAGGUACGACCCGAUUUCCCAUGUCCGUACUGUUACGAGGAUUUCGAUAUCUCGUCCCUGUGUUCGCAUCUCGAAAAUGAGCAUCCCUGCGAGUCAAAAGUUACGAUUUGUCCAAUUUGCUCUGUCAAAGUUGCAAGAGACAUGCUAAGUCAUAUCAAGCUGCAACAUGGACAUUUAUUCAAGCUGCAGAGAUGUCGUAGGUUACGUAGAGUUGCAAUUCCUAAGAGUCAGGUACUGUCUCUCCUGGACCGGGAUCUCCACGAAGCACAUCUGCAAGUGCUUCUAGGGGGUGGUGCAUAUAGUUCAAGCAGUGCCAAUGUCUCUAAUGCUGCUACUGAUUCAUUUCUUUCUUCACUCAUUUUGAAUUUCCCUGCAUCUGAAGCAGAAGAAAUUACAAAAUCUGUUGUAACUAGUGUUGAAGACAUUGCUGCAAAAAAUGUGGCUACAGCACAUAUGUGGAAAUCGAGUUUUGAUCCUUGUUUGAGUUAUGAAGAGCGGGAAAAAAGGAAUCGGCAAGCCACAGGGAGAGCUGGUUUUGUCCAAGAUCUGUUGUUGUCAACUCUUUUAAAUGACCAACAAAAGCAGUAAGUCGAAUGAAAAAUAAUGAAGUUAGUUAUCAAAAUCUUGGUGAGAGGCACUUCUGUGUAGGAUUCUAAUGAUUUUAUAACAUUUAUCGACCCAAUGCUUGUCUAAUCUGAAUGUUGAAGCACCACAUGAUUGCUUCAUGAUGAGACCCCCCCAUCAUUUUAUAGCUCCUUUUCUACCAGAAUUGCACUAUAUUCUGGGGUAAAAAUAACCUUUCUAGUUUAUAGCUUAACUUUAAUUUAUGAGAUGCUUCUUACAAUUAAAGGUAAAGCUGUUUUAACCUUAGUUUCUAGCAUAGCUCCAAUUUUUUCUUUGUAGUUGGUUCCAGCAGAAAGUGAAUUGAACAAAGAGAAACCCUGCAAUUCUCUCGUCUGAUAUUCUAAUUUCUGGGUUGAUUGUAUGGGGGUAAACCAAACCUCUUUUCUUCCCACUUCUCACCAUAUCUUAUCCAAUACUUAGGCUACACAACAAGAAAAACAUCCACUUUCUCUUGAAUUCUUAGUACAGGCAGGAUUGGGUUUCAAAUCCUUGAUGCAACCAACAGGACCAAGGAACUCUACUAAGCAAACCGGGACCUUUGUCACAUGUCUAAAACUUGCUGAAUUGCUUGAAUUCAUUACAUUUAAAGUUAUUCACUCACCUUAAUCCCACAUGCAAAAAAGGAAUUUCUCUCCUGCGUUUCAGUUUCUAAUAAGCAAAACGUGGGUUUCUACUCCCCAUUUUGAUAAUUGGUUCAGCAACAAGCCAACACGAAGUCCUCCAAACCGCCACGCAUCCCCAGCUUUGGCAAUUUGACAUCUAACCAGAUACAAAAAGGGUCAAAAGUGAAAAAAUGGAAUAGCAAGUAAAACGUCAGGACAUUCUAUCUCUCUAGUUUUGUCUACGUUAGGUCGGUCCGACAGUACAAAUAAACUUUUAUGCAAACAAAAAAGGGUGGUUUCGUGCAUAGCUGCCCCAUUUCACGCACGUGCACUACCUCCCACUUUCUCAUCUUCAACUUUCUCAUCUUCAAAUGAACUCAAGCACAGAUUUAAUCAUGUUUAAUUUCUUUACCAACAUUGCUUGCAUCUAUAAAUUUAAUCAUUUUGCAUUGGGAAGGGUUUACAUUUAGGAUUGUAACUUCAAAUACUUUGUAUUUUUUAAAAAAUAAAUUAUAUGAAUAA